Molecule: messenger RNA, 1087 nt
Organism: Dermacentor silvarum
Lineage: Eukaryota; Metazoa; Arthropoda; Arachnida; Ixodida; Ixodidae
Exons: 5
Coding region: 207-1064 (285 amino acids)
Source: RefSeq, a predicted model, not a curated record
GUUCGAUUCGCCUGCACCAUCGGAACCAGUUCACGAGGUGCUGCACCCUGCCGUUCGUUUCACUGGUGCAGCCUAGCGCCCUCUGCACUCCGGUAUUCGUUUCAAAAAGUGCCGGAAAGGUGCAGGGCUGGUUCCUGAAAUUUCGGCACCGCCGGAGUUGGUGGUUCCACGUUGGUGCAGCAUUGUUUGUUUCGCGCGCGUUCGAAAUGGCAGCAGACGGCAUGGUCGUCUGCAUUGACGGCGUGGAGCAGACGAUAACGCCAUUGAUUGCCGAAGACGGUUGUCGAGUGAGGAAUGGCAACGGCUUUGCCUACAGAGCACAAGAUGGUACUCUGCUGACCAUAUUUGUAGAUCCUACACCAGACACCAGUGUCCCAGUGCCAUCAACCCCACCGGCUGCGGACACUGUGGAGCCAAUUCUUUCUCAGAGUCCGGGAUGUUUCGCUUCGGACGAAACACAGGCUGUGGGCACUGCUGCACAGCCCUUGGCACAGAGCCCCGAGGAGGAAGAAAGCCGCGAGAACGACCUUUGGAGCGGGGCGAAAACUAGGUUUUUUAUUACAAAAUAUAUGGAACUGAAAGAGCUACUUCGUAAGAAGGGUGGCUUUCGUGCCUCCCUUAUUUCAACGGAGUUCAACUGCACAGUGACGCCCACGCAGACUCAAAAUAAGUGGAAAAGCUUGGAGAGGGCAUAUAAGCGUAGCAAGACAAAUAAUUCUUCAUCUGGCCACUCCCUGAUCACCUGCGAUUACGAGGAGGAACUGGCCGCAGUACUUGAAAAAGAACACCAUAUCACUCCAACAGUCCUCCUGGUGCCCGGGGAGGUGAUUGAAAACAACAGAGAGGGCACUGUUGCGGAGACAGAGCCUUGCCAGGAGGCAGGGCCAUCCCACCACCCCAGCCAAGAUGCCCCAGCAAGAAAAAGAAAAUCUGCUACCUCUGUGGAGGCUCUUGUCGAGGAAUAUAAGGCGGCAAAGCAGGAGCGGGAAUUGCGAUUUGAGAAAAAAAUGGCACUUUUGGAGCGCCUUGUUGGUGCCGUUGAGGCAUGUGCUGCUAAUAAAUAAGUUUUGAACAUGAAGGAAUGAUU